AUGGCGGCUGUUGCUUUCACCAGGCUGAAAGCUGUGGUCAGGAUCUGGGCCACCAAAGAUAUGGGAAAAAUGUUGGGUGGUGAUGAAGAGAAGGAUCCAGAUGCUGAGAAAAAGGAAGAAGAAAGAUUAGAAGCUAUUCGACAAGCAGAGGAAGAACGUGCAGGAAAAUACGCAAAAAUGGAGGCAGAGCGGGAAGUAAUGCGACAAGGAAUCCGGGACAAGUACGGGAUAAAAAAGAAAGAGGAAAAGGAAGCAGAAGCAAUGGCAGCAAUGGAAGCCCAGGCAGAGGGGAGCUUGACACGGCCCAAGAAAGCAAUUCCUGCUGGCUGUGGAGAUGAAGAGGAGGAAGAGGAAAGUAUUCUGGACACUGUCUUAAAAUAUCUUCCAGGGCCUCUCCAAGAUAUGUUCAAGAAGUAA
Carcharodon carcharias (great white shark) is the source of this 417-nucleotide messenger RNA. Its product is annotated as complexin-1. The transcript is spliced from 3 exons. Gene Ontology annotation, cellular component: SNARE complex; terminal bouton. Gene Ontology annotation, biological process: neurotransmitter transport; synaptic vesicle exocytosis; regulation of neurotransmitter secretion. NCBI's taxonomy places the organism in Eukaryota, Metazoa, Chordata, Chondrichthyes, Lamniformes, Lamnidae. The coding region runs from base 1 to 417 and encodes 138 amino acids. Gene Ontology annotation, molecular function: syntaxin binding. The record is from RefSeq and is a predicted model, not a curated record.